CUUCACUCAACGUCCUCAGGCACCUUCCCUCAAGACUAUCCACGAGCUAGAUAUCAUGGCACCCAAGAAGGUCAAGGUCCAACAGGACGCACCUGUCGCCCUCGGGCCCCAGGUUGCUGAGGGCGAGCUCGUCUUCGGUGUUGCCCACAUCUACGCUUCCUUCAACGACACCUUCGUCCACGUAACCGAUCUCUCCGGCAAGGAGACGAUCUCCCGCGUUACUGGUGGCAUGAAGGUCAAGGCCGACCGUGACGAGUCCUCUCCAUACGCGGCCAUGCUUGCUGCCCAGGACGUCGCUGCGCGCUGCCGUGAGGUCGGUAUCACCGCCCUCCAUGUCAAGCUCCGGGCGACUGGCGGUACCGGCACCAAGACCCCUGGCCCCGGUGCCCAGUCCGCUCUCCGUGCGCUCGCCCGUUCCGGCAUGCGUAUUGGCCGUAUUGAGGACGUGACCCCCGUCCCCACCGACUCCACCCGCCGCAAGGGUGGUCGCCGUGGUCGUCGUCUGUGAUCGCUUCAUCACAACGCGCACAAAACAUCAUCUCCCGGAUUGCUGCUACUAUGUAUACCUGUACAUGCUAGUCGCCGGUGUGGAAUGAUCAGAGGUCGCUGCUCGACGCGCAACAGGUUCUUUGGCUUGUGCAAAGACCUGCCCCGUGGUCGAUGCCCAUGUUUCUCAGAUACUAUGUGUGCCUAGAGAGUGUGCGAUUAUGCCGUGUAUUGAAUAUGUUCCACCUCUGCUUCUUAGGCUGAGGAGGG
Messenger RNA from Dichomitus squalens LYAD-421 SS1, 756 nucleotides. RefSeq names its product 40S ribosomal protein S14. The transcript is spliced from 4 exons. The record is from RefSeq and is a predicted model, not a curated record. Gene Ontology annotation, molecular function: structural constituent of ribosome; small ribosomal subunit rRNA binding; mRNA 5'-UTR binding. The coding region runs from base 56 to 508 and encodes 150 amino acids. Gene Ontology annotation, biological process: maturation of SSU-rRNA from tricistronic rRNA transcript (SSU-rRNA, 5.8S rRNA, LSU-rRNA); ribosomal small subunit assembly; translation. Lineage: Eukaryota; Fungi; Basidiomycota; Agaricomycetes; Polyporales; Polyporaceae. Gene Ontology annotation, cellular component: ribosome; cytosolic small ribosomal subunit.